Messenger RNA from Magallana angulata, 2801 nucleotides. RefSeq names its product histamine H2 receptor-like. Gene Ontology annotation, biological process: neuropeptide signaling pathway. Gene Ontology annotation, cellular component: membrane. The transcript has a single exon. The coding region runs from base 35 to 1183 and encodes 382 amino acids. The record is from RefSeq and is a predicted model, not a curated record. Lineage: Eukaryota; Metazoa; Mollusca; Bivalvia; Ostreida; Ostreidae. Gene Ontology annotation, molecular function: G protein-coupled peptide receptor activity.
AGCAAAUCAGAGUGUAUACACGAGUAUACAUGCCAUGGAGACCUCUACCUUUUUGUCAAGUUAUUGGAACAACUCUUAUGGGUCAGAUUCGUCGAAAGAUCCAUAUUCUUUACUUUUGAAGUUAAACAACCAGAAAGCCCUAAGAGAUCUCCCUGUGAUCCUGUUCCUUGUAGUUCUUUUGAUCGUUGGAAUAAGCGGCAAUAUAGUUGUAUGUGUAAUUUACUCUAAAGCAAAGAAGAAAUCAACAUCCAAUCUUUUCAUUUUGAACUUGGCAGUUCUGGAUCUUCUGUCCUGUACAUUCGGAAUCCCUUUGGAGGUCACAGACCUUAGUUUACCCUACAUGUUUAAUGCUCCAGCUGUUUGCAGCAUUGGAAGGGCUAUGGAAUCAUGUACAGUUAUCGCGUCAGUGUUUACUCUGGUUUUCAUUUCAGUUGAUCGAUACAAACGUAUUUGUAAUUUUGGUGAAAGUUUUAAAAUUUUGACGGUCAAAAUUAUGUGUGUCGUUGCAUUGUGCAGUGGUGCCUUGUCAUCGCUGCCAUUUUUAGUAGUAAUGGGAAAAAGGACAUUAAGCCUUGGGCUUUCCGGAAUAGAGGGUGUUGGAUGUGAAGUCUCAGACAAUAUGAAACAUACUCACUUUACAUUUGCUUAUUAUACUUUCAUGUUGAUACUUUACAUCGUUUGUCUAGUUUUCGUUAUUUUUGUAUAUGUGCGUAUCUCUAUAUUUUUAAGAAGGACUAGAUGCAUGAGAAUUAGGCAUAUUAAGGAAAGUAAUAGCUCAACCAUGGUCACUCAACAUUCUCAUUCAGUUGAGCUUGAAUCUAUCACUGUGGAAAGCGGACAUCAAGGAAGCCCUGUAAACUACCUACAGGAAGCCGUGCAUACGCUUCCGAGAGAAACUCCAAUUACUUCCGGAGUAAAAGUUACUAGGACAACAACAAUAUUUGUAGCUAUAACUAUCGCUUUUAUAAUCAGUUUUCUCCCAUUUUUGGUGGUCAUAAUAUUAUAUAGCAUCAUUAAAGACAUAGAGAAAGGCAUGUCAGAACAAAUGAAGGUGUUCACUGAAUUUUGUGCAAGAACAUAUUUUCUGAAUAAUGCGAUUAACCCGUUGAUAUAUAGCGCUUUGAAUAGAAAAUUCAGACAUGAUGUUAAACGACUGUUUUCUACAAAUUGCUGUAAGAGAUAAUUGAUUAAUGUUUGUACUUCAGAGUUACAAUUUGAUGUUUACCAAGUAAAUACACUCUAGAUUUCUGAAUACAAAUUUCACAACAUGGAAACGUCAGUAUCCAUUUUUAGCAUGCCAACUUUUCUGAUUUGUAGAUUCCUGAAAUUGUUUUUAUUGAUUGUCGUAUAACGGGUAUUUUCUGCGGUUGUUUAUUUUCUGUGGUAUUUUCUGGGUAUGGAAAAUCAACAGAAAUAAAAUCGCAAAAUAGUCUAAGAUUAUCAACAUAAAUGCCACGAUUACCGUAUCUACAGGUUACAUUUAUCCUCAAUAGUCGGUAUGUUACUCAGUACUAUAUAUUCGGUGAUUUCCAGUGAUUAACUCAUAAUAUCAUUACAGCUCCAUUUCAUUUGUAUGGAAUAGUUUGUAAAAUUCAUACUUACCAUAUAUGACAUUUUCUAGUAAUUAAUUAUGAUAUUUAUCUCCAAAAUAGACACUCAAAAGUAACAAAAUUAUCAGACUUUAUUUGAUUUCCAGGUUACCCGUAUCGAUAAAUUAGAUAAUGUAUUCCAAGCGCUUGUGUAAAAUUUAUUUACAAAUCUCAUUCAACACAACAUCAGUCUUAAAUAAUAAUAGCCAAAUAAGAGGAUUAUUCUAAGAUAAGCAGUCACAUUAGAACGAUGUUCAGUUCAAUUCAGUGUCGGUCAAGUAUCUUCAAUAACGAUCGGUCAAAUUAAAUAAUAUUAAAGGUUUAAGUCAGUCAAACAUAAACCUGUCAUUUCAUUACGGAUCAAAAGAAGUUAAACACAGUUUUCAUUUAAUCAUCAUUUGUAAAAUAUUCGUGCACAUACAUCAAACAAAUGCGUGAGUUACCUGAAAUUGUUAUACAAACUUUGACCACGCGACAAUUACUGCAGCCAGAGUCAACAGGUGGCUGGUUGCAUAAUGCGAAAUAAAUACCCUUUUUACACACAGUAGCGGCGGUAAUUCCCUAGGCGAAGUCCCGUAAAACGCUUGAAAAAAGGAUUUAAAUAUUGAUACAAUUUAUAAUAGUGCUAUGUUCAGAUUUAUUUUUUGCGGCCUAAUGUAAUUGCAGAAAUUGAAAAUGCAGAAUAUGAUUUGAUCCCUUUUAGGAUCUAAACCGCAAAAAUUUCGAGCCGCAGAAAGUACCCGUUAUACGGUAGUUCUUUCUUUUUUGGGUGAAAUUUUAUCUUGAUGUGUUUAUAUAGUAAUCAUUGUACGUGUACAAGCUGAACCAGAAGUAGAACUUCAAGAUUUAUGUAGCUGUGUGCAGCAAAUAUAACAGGAUAUCAAAAUAUGAUAUAGCGUCUUUAGAUAACUAGUAUUAAGGAUAUAAGUUUCAUACAUAUGCAUUUUCUGUACUUUGAGUCAAAAACACUUAACAGAUGCAAUAAAAGUCAACAUCUCACAAAGUGAAAGUUAAAUGUGUUUACCUACAUUUUGGUGUAUCUAAAUUUGUAAAUGUUUGGACCUUUUACCGCUUCCAUGUGUAUAUUGAAGUAAUUUCAAUGUGUUUUUACUCAUGAUAAUGAUUUGCACAUGUUACUCGUUGCCAUGAUAAUUAUACUUCGGUACGUUUUGUUAGUUUCUUACGGUGGCUGAUGUAGGAUCUUAUAGCAGC